Morchella sextelata is the source of this 336-nucleotide messenger RNA. RefSeq lists its product as uncharacterized. The coding region runs from base 1 to 336 and encodes 111 amino acids. NCBI's taxonomy places the organism in Eukaryota, Fungi, Ascomycota, Pezizomycetes, Pezizales, Morchellaceae. The record is from RefSeq and is a predicted model, not a curated record. The transcript has a single exon.
AUGACAUCCUUAAACACCACCCUGAAUGAUAUAAUCAUUCAACUACAGUCUCAAAUCUGCUUUCUUGAAGAUUUCAUCUCGGAACGCAACGAGCUCAUUACUUACCUUGAAGUACUAUACUCAGAUAUUCUCGCGCGAAAGAUCCGCUUCGAAGCACUGAUGGGGACUAGACAUGCACAUGAGCCCGAUGAUAUUGUGAGGUACCAGAGUAUAUGUUUCAUGCUUCUGGAUAUAGAGGCAUGUAUUGAGGAAAUGCGGGACCGCCUUCUGGAUUAUGAUAUGGAAUUUGAUGGUCUCUGGAGACAGCUGCGUGCAGCAGUUUUGGCGGAACAAUGA